UUAUUCACCCUCUUACCACUACCACCACCAAGUGCGAUCAUCUUCUAUUCAUCUAACACACCACACACACAUACCAUAAACUAUAAUGUCUGGACGCGGCAAAGGUGGAAAGGGUCUCGGAAAGGGCGGUGCCAAGCGUCACCGCAAGAUUUUGCGUGACAACAUUCAGGGUAUUACCAAGCCCGCUAUUCGUCGUCUUGCCCGCCGUGGAGGUGUGAAGCGUAUCUCGGGCCUCAUCUAUGAAGAGACUCGUGGUGUUUUGAAGAUCUUCCUUGAGAACGUUAUUCGUGACUCGGUUACAUACACUGAGCACGCCAAAAGGAAAACCGUGACGGCGCUUGACGUUGUGUAUGCUCUUAAGCGCUCCGGUCGCACGCUCUAUGGCUUUGGGGCAUAAGCCUUUUAUAUUUAUUCUUACUUGUGCAGUUUCGAUUUGUUGAGCGGGAGUUACCAGCUGGUGGUGAUCAACGAUAGCGCUCGUUUCUGGUGUAGGAUUUGCGUGAUAUGUUACUGCAGUUCAAUGUUACUCACUAGGUCUACAAUAUGAUGUACACUAUUCUUGUCACAGAAGCACUCAUGCCAUGUAUUUGACAGUGACCAGAAGUAUGCAAACUAACUGGUGGAGUGUAC
Messenger RNA from Suillus plorans, 630 nucleotides. RefSeq names its product histone-fold-containing protein. Gene Ontology annotation, cellular component: nucleosome. Gene Ontology annotation, biological process: nucleosome assembly. Gene Ontology annotation, molecular function: structural constituent of chromatin; protein heterodimerization activity; DNA binding. The transcript has 5 exons. NCBI's taxonomy places the organism in Eukaryota, Fungi, Basidiomycota, Agaricomycetes, Boletales, Suillaceae. The coding region runs from base 86 to 397 and encodes 103 amino acids. The record is from RefSeq and is a predicted model, not a curated record.